This is a messenger RNA of Clavispora lusitaniae ATCC 42720, 456 nucleotides long. RefSeq lists its product as uncharacterized. The record is from RefSeq and is a predicted model, not a curated record. NCBI's taxonomy places the organism in Eukaryota, Fungi, Ascomycota, Pichiomycetes, Serinales, Metschnikowiaceae. Gene Ontology annotation, molecular function: phosphatidylinositol-3-phosphate binding.
AUGCCUAGACCGACACAGAAUGCAUCCGAACUAAGUUUGGUUGCUCCCAUACCCAUUCAAUUGACCGAUGGAGCUAUCGGCCAUACCCACUUUGGUACAAACUCUCACAUCACUGAUGUUCUUGUUGGUGAAUCGCAUCUUGUUCUGGGGGACUCUUCUGGGCUGUACAUGGUGUGGCCUAUCCGAAUAGUGGUUGAUGAAGCGUCUCAUUCCCUGAUUUUCCUCUACAAGAGAUAUAGUGAUAUUUACGCAUUUAGAGAGAAGGUGGUGAAGGAGUUCCCGGACGAUGAUAUCCCGGAAAUGCCUCCUAAGGAUUCAUUUAGCAUGGCGAGAUUAUGGCAACUGGGCCUGUGGCUCGAAAACAGAAGAAAGGGCAUUCAAUGGUUUUUGUCCAAUGUCUUGCUCAACCCAAAGUACCAGCACUCGAAGGUAAUCAAUGAUUUCGUGUUAAGCUAG